Messenger RNA from Ailuropoda melanoleuca (giant panda), 2959 nucleotides. RefSeq names its product zinc finger protein 668 (gene ZNF668). The transcript has 3 exons. NCBI's taxonomy places the organism in Eukaryota, Metazoa, Chordata, Mammalia, Carnivora, Ursidae. The record is from RefSeq and is a predicted model, not a curated record. Gene Ontology annotation, biological process: regulation of transcription by RNA polymerase II. Gene Ontology annotation, molecular function: RNA polymerase II cis-regulatory region sequence-specific DNA binding; DNA-binding transcription factor activity. Bases 140 to 2011 code for a protein of 623 amino acids.
CGCCUACCCCCUCCCCCCCGCUGGGUCCUAGCGCCUGCCCCUCCCUGGCAGUAUCCCGGGCUCCGUCGGCGAGAGCAGCUGCCGCUGACGCCACGGAGCCAACCCAAGUUCGUUAAGAGAAGCUCCGUGCACUGAAGCCAUGGAGGUGGAGUCCCCGGAGGCCCGGUCCUCCGCCCCCGCCCCCGCUCCCGGCUACAAGCGCUCCGGCCGCCGCUACAAGUGCCUGUCCUGUACUAAGACAUUUCCAAAUGCACCUAGGGCAGCGCGUCACGCUGCCACACAUGGUCCUGUAGACUGCACAGAGGAGGUAGCGGAAGCGAAGCUGAAGCCGGAGACAGACCCCAAAGCAGAGGAUGCUGGCGGGGAGAAGGUGUCAGGUGCAUCGGCUAAGCCUCGGCCUUAUGCAUGCCCGCUGUGCCCCAAGGCCUAUAAAACGGCCCCCGAGCUGCGCAGUCACGGUCGCAGCCACACUGGCGAAAAGCCCUUCCCUUGCCCCGAGUGUGGCCGCCGCUUCAUGCAGCCGGUGUGCCUGCGCGUGCACCUGGCCUCGCACGCCGGAGAGCUGCCCUUCCGCUGCGCUCACUGCCCAAAGGCCUACGGCGCGCUCUCCAAGCUCAAGAUUCACCAGCGUGGUCACACGGGCGAGCGGCCCUACGCUUGCGCCGACUGCGGCAAGAGCUUCGCGGACCCGUCGGUGUUCCGCAAACACCGGCGCACGCACGCGGGCCUGCGGCCCUACGGCUGCGAGCGCUGCGGCAAGGCCUACGCGGAGCUCAAGGACCUACGCAACCACGAGCGGUCCCACACGGGUGAGCGCCCCUUCCUCUGCUCCGAGUGCGGGAAGAGCUUCUCGCGCUCAUCCUCGCUCACGUGCCACCAGCGCAUCCACGCGGCACAGAAGCCCUAUCGCUGUCCAGCCUGUGGCAAGGGCUUCACGCAGCUCAGCUCCUACCAGAGCCACGAGCGCACUCACUCCGGCGAGAAGCCCUUCCUGUGCCCGCGUUGCGGCCGCAUGUUCUCCGAUCCCUCAAGCUUCCGGCGCCACCAGCGGGCACACGAGGGCGUGAAGCCUUACCGCUGCGAGAAGUGCGGCAAAGACUUCCGGCAGCCCGCAGACCUGGCCAUGCACCGGCGGGUGCACACGGGUGACCGGCCGUUCAAGUGCCUGCAGUGUGACAAGACGUUCGUGGCGUCUUGGGACCUCAAGCGCCACGCGUUGGUGCACUCGGGCCAGCGGCCCUUCCGCUGCGAGGAGUGUGGGCGAGCCUUCGCCGAGCGAGCCAGUCUCACUAAGCACAGCCGGGUGCACUCGGGCGAGCGCCCCUUCCACUGUAAUGCCUGCGGGAAGUCCUUCGUGGUAUCAUCAAGCCUGAGGAAGCACGAGCGGACCCAUCGAAGCAGCGAGGCCGCAGGGGCUCCCCCACAGCAGGAGCUGGUCGUGGGGCUGGCACUGCCAGUCAGCGUGGCAGGCGAGGGCUCCACGGCCCCGGCGGCAGGGGCAGGGUUAGGGGAUGCCCCAGCAGGGCUGCUAGGGCUGCCCCCGGAAUCAGGUGGUGUGAUGGCCACCCAGUGGCAAGUGGUGGGCAUGACGGUGGAACAUGUGGAGUGCCAAGAGGCUGGGGUUGGGGAGGCUCCUGGUCCCUUGGGGGGAGCGGGCGAGGUGGGGGGCGAGGAGGUUGAUGAGAAGCCUCCGCAGUUUGUGUGCCGGGAGUGCAAGGAGUCAUUCUCCACACUGACGUUGCUGCGACGGCAUGAGCGCUCACACCCAGAGCUCCGGCCCUUUCCCUGCACCCAGUGCGGCAAGAGCUUCUCUGACCGAGCGGGGCUGCGCAAACACAGCCGCACCCACAGCUCUGUGCGCCCCUAUACCUGCCCCCACUGCCCCAAGGCCUUUCUGAGUGCCAGCGACCUGCGCAAGCACGAGCGCACCCACCCCGUGCCCAUCGGGACCCCCACGCCCCUUGAGCCCCUUGUGGCUUUGCUAGGAAUGCCCGAAGAGGGACCAGCUUGAGGCCCAAGCCCCCUCCACCUCACUCCCAGGAGCCCAUGCGCACUCCCACUCACAGGGUGCCUCCUGAACCUCUCUGCCCCAGCUCACUCUUAGACUCCAGAUCCCUGCCCCCCCAGGCGGCUAGCUCUCCUUGCCAACAAAGAGCUGGGGACAAUGGAGGCGGGCAGCAGCUGUUGAGAGACACGUGUCGCUCUGAGGAAGACUCAUUAAAGCAUUCACUUUGACACUGGGUUGUCUUCUGUGUUUUGGUUGGGGGAAACAGUAGGCGUUUGGGCAUGGGUAAAGUUCAGUGGAGACCCCUGGGUUAACAUCAAAAACCAGAAGGGUCUUUGGCUGCAUUGUUUCCCAAUGUAUAUUUUCAGAAUGUCUUGACGAAGGGUUCCCUGGUCAAGGAAGUACAGGAAAUACCCUGUGCCCUUCUUGGGGAUUGCUGGUGAUCAAAAGUGUAUUCAAGUCAUUGAUAAGUCCAAAAAUGAACAAAUCUGUUUAUCUUUGUUUAGCCUAUUGUUAUUUCAUCAUGGAAACCUUUUACUGAGUAGUUUUUUCCUUUUACAGAUAAUACACUGAGGUCCAAAAUUAGUAUAUUUCCUGUAUAUUGCAGUAACAAACUAGAAAAUCCACUUGGAGGACAAAGGGAUUCCAUUCAUAGGAACAACACAACCCAUAAACUAUAAAGGAAUAAACCUCACAGGAAACAUGCAAAACAUAUAUGAAGCAAAUGGUAUUGCUGUGCUGACGGCUAUAAGCCCUAACUGAAUGGAGACAUACCAUGUACCUGAAUGGAAAGACAUUAUUAAAAAUGUUGAUUCUUCCUAGUUUAAUCCUUAGAUUCACUGUCAUCCAAAAAGGGGUUGUGUUGUUGUUGUUGUUGUUGUUGUUUUUAAAAUUUGUUUGUUUAUUUUAGAGAGAGUGUGCAUGAGUGGGGAAGGGGCAGAGGGGCAAGGAGAG